AUGGCAGAUCAGCAACCAAGCACCUCCCAGCAGCAACAGGGCGUAGUAAAGCAAGAAAAUCGGAACAGUCGUAAGCGUCGUUUAUCGAUGAAUCGAAAAAAGGGCAACAAGAAAGGUGCACGAAGUCAGGAUGAGGCUGCGGAGGUGCCUAGUCCAUUGCUGCAUCCUGUUUUCCACAAUUUAAGUUCGUGCGCGGUGGGCGAAGAGAUGGCUACACUCAUUCGAACCUUGCAACCAACGAACCACGACGUAAAUCGGGCUCUCAAUAUGGUAAAGGACGAUCUGCGGCGUGUGCUUGUAUACCCGCAAAACCAGGCAACGAUCUACGAGUUUGGUUCGAUCAAAUCGGGCUUGCUGCUGAAAGACAGCGAUCUGGACUUCUAUAUUCAUUAUGCGCGCGAGAAAAACGAACGCGACGAGCAGAUCAAGCUCAUUCACAUCACCUGCAGCCGCAUGGAAAAGGACUUCAGUUUUACCAAAAUGACGAAGAUACUGGGCGCCAAAGUACCGCUGCUACGGGCGAUACACGUGCCAACGAAUCUGCAGUGUGACAUUAACUUCAGCAACGCCCGCGGGUGCUACAACAGUAAGUUUAUCAACGCGGUCAUAAAGUUUGACGAGCGCAUCCACCACCUGACGCUGAUUGUGAAGUUCUGGGCACAGUGCGCAUUUAUCCUGACGCCCCACAAGCAGUUGAACUCCUACUGCCUGACCAUGAUGGUGAUAUUUUACCUGCAAACGCGCAAGCUGCCCGUAAUUCCGUCGGUGGAGGACAUGCAGCAGGGUAUCCAGCGCAUAAACUACGGACCGUGGAACCUAGGCUAUCCGGUGGAGAUUAAGUACAAAACGUGGAAUGUGAAUUCGGUCCGGGAGUUGCUGGUGGGCUUUUUCAGGUACUACUCCGAGUUUGACUUUGCAAAGAAUCUCAUCUCGCCCUUCGUUGGACGGCUCUGCUCGCUCGAGGAACUUGAGAAGAAGACGAUCCGCGAGCUUGCGCCCUACUACCGGGCAGUGGAACGUGAGGGCUAUCCCGAGUUCAACGGAGGACCGCACAUAUCGAUACAAGAUCCGUUCGAGCUAAAUCUGAACAUUGGCAAGGUACUGCGCAUGAACAUGCUGCUGCAGCAGAUGAAAUUAAGCCUGAAGCAUGCGUAUGACCUGUGCCUGCGGUUUCAGGGGAAGGAGUUCUCUAAACUGCUCAUUGCGCUUUUCACCGACGUGGAACGGUGUGCUAAGAAGCCGAAUAACCCCCCUCAACCGGUGCCGUCCACUUCGACCGCCAAACCGAACAACACCGUUGUAAACGGGACCGCUGAACAGCCGAGCACUUCCAGCACAACAAACCUCGCGCCCGGUGGUAGCACCAAGCCUGCUGCUACCGCAGCGGCCAACCCACAAAAGAACGGCAUUCGGGUGAUGUGCUGUUUGCCGCCAAUCGAAAACGAACUGUACCUGGUAAAGCAGAUACUGCAGAUGCGAAACGCAGAGUCUAAAUCGAUUAUCACAGACGAACGCGUGCGUCAGCUGUGGGGCAAGUGCAUGAUGGAUUUCAUCGUGGACAUCUUGCGUAAGCUUUUCAUGGUUAAGGUGGAACCCAUCGAAACCCCGCACGAUGUCGGCGUUAAAAACGAACCCAACGGCACUUUGGACGAAGCAGAACCAAAACCCAACGAUCAUGAGGCACCCCCCAGCACAGUUCGCACGUUUCAGCUUACAUGCGAGCGUCAGGUAUUUAUCUCCCGCAAACGUAUCAAUAUUUCCAACGAGGAGGAUCUGAAGCGGGAGAUCGAAAUCUCCCAGAAUCGUUGGGAGAAGAACCACACGUUGCAGUUCACGACGCGCAUGGAACUGGUCGAGGAAAACAACGCGAUUGAGUUACGGUUGCCGAGUGACCAGCCGAAAAAUGGACUGUUUCGGUUGUUCAUUGACACGUGCUUUCUCGUGCACAUUCGCAAGUGUCUGCGAGGCUACUUUAUGGUGAUGCUGAGCAAGACAAGCGAAAAAACGCGUCAAAUAAAAAUCGACGAGGCAUCGGUUUCCAGUGGAAGAAGUAGCAGUGACCUCGGGCAGCCGCAGAAGAAACCGAACCAAAGCGGCACACCGGUGCCAGCGGAAGAAAAGGAUGCCUCUGUGGAAGCCGACGUGAAACAGGACGAUCAGCUAAGUCAAGCUGCAAGCAAUGGAACGGGUCCAUCCGAAUCCACCGAAGCGGGAGACGGUGCAACACGUCAGGGUAACAUACCAGUGGGUAGUACUGAAACGGGUCCGGCAAUAGAGCACAACAAAAGCUAA
Messenger RNA from Anopheles nili, 2292 nucleotides. RefSeq lists its product as uncharacterized. The record is from RefSeq and is a predicted model, not a curated record. The transcript has a single exon. Bases 1 to 2292 code for a protein of 763 amino acids. NCBI's taxonomy places the organism in Eukaryota, Metazoa, Arthropoda, Insecta, Diptera, Culicidae. Gene Ontology annotation, molecular function: RNA uridylyltransferase activity.